AUGUACGAGGAACUGGGGGACAAAGGCGGGGAGAAAAAGUUAUUCCGACUGGCCAAGACAAGAGAGAGGAAGGCUCGGGAUCUGGAUCAGGUGGUAGAAGUGAGGGUGAGGAGGACGGUGUCUAUAUCCAAUAACCAGUUCGGGUUCAUACCGGGUUAUUCGACUACAAAAGCUAUCCACCUUAUUAGGAGGUUAGUGGAGCAGUACAAGGAUAGGAAGAAGGAUUUGCACAUGCUGUUUAUUGACCUGGAGAAAGCGUAUGACAAGAUCCCUAGAGAGAUUUUUUGGAGAUGCCUGGAGGCUAAAGGUGUGCCGGUUGCCUAUAUUAGGACGAUUAAGGACAUGAACAAAGUGGAGAAUGUGGAAUAUGAUGCUCAGACUACGGACCUGUUGAGGCAAAUAAUGGAGCAAACUCAAUUUUUAAUGGAGCAAACUCAUGAACAUCAAAAAGAGAUGGAAAAUGUCAAGGUCACAAUGAAGAGAAUGAAGGCCAAAGUAGAAGAAUGGUUUGAAACAUUCGAUGAUCAACAAGUUGCAGCCUUAGUUGAUAGUCACGAAGAGCUUAAAAUUGGAGAAGAGAGUGAGUUCCAGCAAGAGAAAUUUUUUGAAGAAGAUGAGAUUUUGAGCCAAACUUGGCUAAUGGAACAAGCUGAAUGA
Nicotiana tabacum (common tobacco) is the source of this 657-nucleotide messenger RNA. NCBI's taxonomy places the organism in Eukaryota, Viridiplantae, Streptophyta, Magnoliopsida, Solanales, Solanaceae. The record is from RefSeq and is a predicted model, not a curated record.